AUGUUCUCGUGUGUACCGUCACUUUUCCUCGCACUGGCUUGUGCGGCAACGGCCACGGCCACGACUAUUUCAAGCCAACCAACAGACCUCACCUGCGUCACGGAAGGCCUUUCGAACGAACUUGUCGCCUUCCACGAGGAGUCCUCUAGGUACGAGGCCAUUGCUCGCCGCAGAACCCGUCCUCCGAGGAUCAAGGUGGGUGUGUGGGUGCACGUCGUCGCGUCGUCGCCUGAUAGCUACGCCAACAUGAAUCUACCUAGGAUCGAUAAGCAGUUGGCCGUCCUUUCCAAGGAUUUCGCUCCCACUGGUUUCUCCUUUCACCUAAAGCAUGCGGAUUGGACAUUCAACGCCGCCUGGGCAAAGGGACGCGACAGACGAGAUAUGCAGCGAGCCCUCUACCAGGGAGACCACGAUAGCCUAAACGUAUAUUUCGUGGAGCAGACGGAUGCCAGCAACGAGCGUGUUCGUGGCCACUGCCCCCUACCCGGUCAUCUCAACGGAAACCGCGAUGGCGCCAUCGUCACGGCGAGCACGACUCCAAGGGCGGAUUUUAUCCCCAAAACCAUUCCUGGCCCGCGCAGGGCCUUGGUCGACCAGGCUCUCGGUCAUACCCUCACCCAUGAGGUUGGACACUGGCUGGGCCUGCUGCAUACGUUUGAAGGCAACAACUGCACGGGAAAGGGCGAUCAGAUUGACGACACUCCCGCUCAUCUCCAUCCCAAUGUUGGGUGCAAGGCAGUCCAGGACUCUUGUCCAGGCCAGGCCGGAAUGGACCCUACGCAUAAUUUCAUGAAUAUUUUAUGGGAGUCUGUCACCCUCGUAUGA
Drechmeria coniospora is the source of this 825-nucleotide messenger RNA. RefSeq lists its product as uncharacterized. The record is from RefSeq and is a predicted model, not a curated record. The transcript is spliced from 2 exons. The coding region runs from base 1 to 825 and encodes 274 amino acids. Lineage: Eukaryota; Fungi; Ascomycota; Sordariomycetes; Hypocreales; Ophiocordycipitaceae. Gene Ontology annotation, molecular function: metallopeptidase activity.